GCGACUCCGUCCACCACGAUUAGUAUAUGUCCAACAUUAACUAACAGUGUCAUUAGAUACAUUGUUAAUAAGUUGAUUUAGUUUAAACCUGGUUUUUGUGUUAAUAGUGUUGUGAUUGAGUGAAAAUAAAAAAUCGGAAAUGAUUAAAUUUUCAGUGUCUGAAGCCAUGAAGAUCGGAUUCAUCGGGGGCGGCCGGCUGGCCUUCGCUCUGGCCAACGGGUUCAUUUCUGCAGGGCUGGCGAAACCUGAAGAAAUCACGGCAAGCGUGCACCCUGCUGAUACCGCCAGUGCUGAAGCGUUUAAGGGCCUGGGAGCCACCGCCAUCUUUGAGAACAAGCCAGUGGUGGAGCGUUCAGAGGUGGUGAUAGUGUCCGUCAAGCCAGAGGUCGUGGGGCCGGCGCUGCGCGAGGUCCGCGAUCUGCCCGCAUCCAAGGGAAAGCUGUUCAUUUCAGUGGCCAUGGGCGUGUCUACGGCUACCAUUGAGAAGAACCUUCCAUCAGAAGCCCGCGUGAUCCGCGUCAUGCCUAACACCCCCGCCCUUGUCAAAGAGGGCGCGGCCGCGCUCAGCCGCGGAGCCAAGGCCACGGCUGACGACGCCAAGUUAGCUGCCCAGCUGUUCAGGGCCGUGGGGAGCUGCGACGAGGUCCCGGAGUACCAGAUGGAUGCAGUCACGGCGCUGAGCGGCAGUGGACCUGCUUAUGUUUACAUGCUCAUAGAAUCCCUGGCCGAUGGCGGUGUGCGCUGCGGUCUCCCCCGCGACCUGGCGCUCCGCCUGGCCGCACAGACCACCCUGGGUGGAGCCGCGAUGGUCCGCAACGGUGGACACCCCGCGCAGUUGAAAGAUAACGUGACCAGCCCUGCUGGGUCUACCGCUGAUGGGACUUAUCACUUGGAAGAGAAUGGUUUCCGAUCAGCCGUCAUCGGCGCAGUGAAGGCAGCCGCUGAUAGAUGUAAAGUAGUCAACCAACAACUAAACAAUUAGGAACUGCUUUUAAUGAUGUGCCAAAUGAGCCUUUACGUUUGAGAGAAUAAAUUUCUCAUUGUUGAAUAAAAUAAUAAAGCUAAUUGUUAUUGUAUAGAGUCGCGUAGGAGUAAAACGAUCUGAUUUUUGUGACGAAUAUACAGAAAUAUAUUUUAUUUUGUUGAAUA
This is a messenger RNA of Cydia fagiglandana, 1149 nucleotides long. RefSeq lists its product as uncharacterized. Gene Ontology annotation, biological process: L-proline biosynthetic process. The coding region runs from base 140 to 982 and encodes 280 amino acids. The transcript has 7 exons. The record is from RefSeq and is a predicted model, not a curated record. NCBI's taxonomy places the organism in Eukaryota, Metazoa, Arthropoda, Insecta, Lepidoptera, Tortricidae. Gene Ontology annotation, molecular function: pyrroline-5-carboxylate reductase activity.